CGUGACGUGACGCGAGGCGGCGCGAUACCGGCUCCACGGUUGUCCAGCCGCGCACGAUCUCGCUCACAACGUUCGCGGUGCUACACAGUGCUCGUUUCAUUGCCGCUGGUGGUUGACGCCGAGGCCGAUUGCCGCUCCCCGGUACUCAUCGUCAGUUUCACUGUGCUCGAUCGUGAGCGACGUUCGUUCCAAGAGAGCCAGCAGAUAAACGAAGAAAGCAAACAUGUGUGACGAGGAAGUUGCCGCGCUCGUAGUCGACAAUGGAUCCGGUAUGUGUAAGGCCGGUUUCGCCGGAGACGAUGCUCCUCGCGCCGUCUUCCCGUCGAUUGUCGGUAGGCCGCGCCACCAGGGUGUCAUGGUCGGUAUGGGCCAAAAAGAUUCUUACGUCGGUGACGAGGCCCAGUCGAAGAGGGGUAUCUUGACGCUCAAGUACCCGAUCGAACAUGGUAUCGUUACCAACUGGGACGAUAUGGAGAAGAUCUGGCAUCACACGUUUUACAAUGAACUGCGAGUGGCUCCCGAAGAACAUCCGGUUCUCCUCACCGAGGCCCCUCUAAAUCCCAAGGCUAACCGCGAGAAGAUGACGCAGAUUAUGUUCGAGACGUUCAACACCCCGGCCAUGUAUGUGGCGAUCCAAGCUGUGCUGUCGCUGUACGCCUCCGGACGUACCACUGGUAUCGUGCUCGAUUCCGGCGAUGGUGUCUCGCACACUGUGCCGAUCUACGAAGGAUACGCCCUGCCGCAUGCGAUUCUCCGUCUGGACUUAGCCGGUCGCGAUCUGACCGACUAUCUCAUGAAGAUCCUCACCGAGAGAGGAUACUCUUUCACGACCACGGCCGAACGUGAGAUUGUCCGUGACAUCAAGGAGAAGCUCUGCUACGUCGCGUUAGACUUUGAGCAGGAGAUGGCUACAGCGGCUUCGUCGUCCAGCUUGGAGAAGAGCUACGAACUUCCUGACGGUCAGGUCAUCACCAUCGGCAAUGAGCGAUUCCGUUGCCCGGAGGCUCUAUUCCAGCCGUCGUUCUUGGGUAUGGAAGCUUGCGGCAUCCACGAGACCACGUACAACUCGAUCAUGAAGUGCGACGUCGACAUCCGUAAGGACCUCUACGCCAACACCGUGUUGUCCGGCGGUACUACCAUGUACCCGGGUAUCGCCGACAGAAUGCAGAAGGAGAUCACUGCCUUAGCGCCGUCUACCAUGAAGAUCAAGAUCAUUGCGCCGCCCGAGAGGAAGUACUCCGUAUGGAUCGGCGGCUCGAUCCUCGCCUCACUCUCCACGUUCCAACAGAUGUGGAUCUCCAAGCAGGAGUACGACGAGUCCGGACCCUCCAUCGUCCACAGGAAGUGCUUCUAAGCGCUUAGUCUCCGACUACAUUCUGCUAUCAUUCCCCAAUCCCUGAGAUUUGGAGAAAGAGAGAGAGAGAGAGAGAGAAUGAGAGAGAGAGAGAGAGAGGAGAGCGGCUUCUGUCUCGUUUCGCAGGCGGACGUAACAUCAACUUCCGCGACGAUUGGUCCGCCCUCUGGUUCCUCCGGGGUGCAGGUAGCUUCUUUCGAUUCAAAUGUACGUGUUUAAGGUACGCGAGGCUCUGGCGUGUCCGAUUAAGCGCGGAGAGAGAGGAGCUUACGGUAUAUCGCCCUCCUCCCGCGAUUGUUCCUCGGUCUCGGCGGCAACCCAAUAUAAACCGGCGGUUCAUUCUUGCUCGUUUAAGCGCGAUCAUUUCUCUGUAACUUUUGUCACAUCCUUUCUAUUCGAUUCUGACGAUAUUUUUAUUAUUGUGUGAUUAUAUACAUGUGGCCCUCCUACCACACACAUACACACGUACACACACAUACACGCGCGCAUACACUCACACGUGCGAUUACUCUAAGUGACUUUUCUACCCAUGAUCCUGUAACGCGUGCCCGCGCGGGCCCGUUCCAAGUAUUAUAUAUAACUAUAUAUAAAUAUAUAUAUAUAUAUAUAUAUUCGCGUAAAAACUUGUCUACGAGAUUUAGCGCUUAGCGAAGAUAUUUCUCGCGAAAAAUAUUCAUUCUCUCAACGCGAGCAUUUUAAUACACACUGUCCGUGUAUGCACACGCGCUCCGAUCGUCGUUAUUCUACUUCGGAGAGAUAGAGAGAGAGAGAGAGAGAGAGAGUAUCCGAGCAAGAAACAUUCGCGGGCAAGAUCGUCGUAUAGCUUCUUGCCGCGGAAAAAGAGACGGUGGAGUCCCCCCACAUGGCAAUCCAACGUUUAUGCCGUUCAAUGCAUUCCGAUUGAUGUGUGCGGUAUUCUUAAUAAGAGGACGCUCUCGCGCGUCAAAGCUGUCUUUCGAACUUUACACGUCACACACACACACAUACACACGCGUCAUUCCGCGCAGAAAGAGGUAGGCCUCUAGACCUUGUUUUACUUUGAUUCUCGUUAUCGCCCAAUUUCGUAUCUCGCCUAUCGCCCGUAGGAAAAGGUGGCCUUUGCGUCUUCUUUCUUUCUUUCUUUUUGCGUGUUUCCUUUUUAAUUCUUUUUCUUGUUUUCUUUUUUUUACACGAUGGGGUAAACCGCUGAUCCGGAAAAAGGUCCUACGAACGCUCGCUCAAACAAAAAAAGAAGCAAAAAGAAAGACACCACCACGGUUCCGACCCCGCAAGCGUAGCCAAAGUAUUAUAAUUUAUUCCCAUUGUAUUGCGCAAGACCAUUCACGUACACAUCUUAAAGACUACUUUAGACUUAUGGGAUUAUAAAAUAAAAGUCUGAAAAAAAAUAUCACGAUCGUCUCGUGUCAGUGUGUUGUGUCUUUUUGAAGUGAAACAAGAAAAAAAGAAAAAGCAAUCAUCCGCAUCCUCUCAUCGCUCUCCGUGACAUUCCAGCAUCACGCAUAUUUCCACGUACUCUUGUCCUUUCACGAGCCCAGACACGCGGCUGGAUUUGUAUAACCGUUCUCCUCGCGUUCUCCUUUAGUGUGUGUCAGUUUACGAACUCCCUUUUUAUACGUAAAUGUAGCUCCUAUAACGUUCGACGGCAUUGAUUACCGAUAACGUGAUUAACGAACGAUCAUUACUCUAAGAUUUAGGUUUAUAUAUCUUGAGUCAAAUAAAAGUUAUUUUCAAUCAA
Harpegnathos saltator (Jerdon's jumping ant) is the source of this 3089-nucleotide messenger RNA. RefSeq names its product actin related protein 1. The record is from RefSeq and is a predicted model, not a curated record. Bases 224 to 1354 code for a protein of 376 amino acids. The transcript is spliced from 2 exons. NCBI's taxonomy places the organism in Eukaryota, Metazoa, Arthropoda, Insecta, Hymenoptera, Formicidae.